Delphinapterus leucas (beluga whale) is the source of this 3679-nucleotide messenger RNA. NCBI's taxonomy places the organism in Eukaryota, Metazoa, Chordata, Mammalia, Artiodactyla, Monodontidae. The record is from RefSeq and is a predicted model, not a curated record.
CCUCCGCGUCCCGCGAGGCGGUCUCCGGGUGCCCCGCGGGGCGGGCUGGCCGGAGCGGGCACCGCCGGGCGGCCCGCAGCAGGUUGCUGAGAUGGUGCAAUUGUACAACCUGCACCCGUUCGGGUCGCAGGAGGUGGUGCCCUGCAAGUUGGAGCCUGAACGUUUCUGCGGCGGGGGACGCGAUGCGCUGUUCGUGGCGGCCGGUUGCAAGGUGGAGGCGUUCGCAGUCGCCGGCCGGGGGCUGUGCCAGCCAAGGUGUGCCUUUUCCACGCUGGGCAGGGUGCUGCGCCUGGCCUACAGUGAGGCCGGAGACUAUUUGGUAGCAAUUGAAGAGAAAAACAAAGCUACGUUUCUGCGUGCUUAUGUGAACUGGAGAAGUAAAAGGACUGAAAACUCCCGAGUAUGUAUCCGAAUGGUCGGACAUGACGUGGAGGCACCCUUCAGUGAAACCUUCAGAGACCAGAUGUCUAUUGUGGAAAUGCCGCUUUCUGAGGCCCCCCUGUGCCUUUCCUGUUGCCCUGUGAAAGGAGACCUUCUUGUUGGCUGCACAAAUAAGUUAGUUUUAUUUAGUUUGAAGUAUCAGAUCAUUAAUGAAGAAUUCUCAAUAUUGGACUUUGAACGUUCUUUAAUUAUCCAUAUAGAUAAUAUCACCCCUGUUGAAAUUUCUUUUUGUAUUGGAUAUGUCGCUGUCAUGUCAGACUUAGAGGUUUUAAUCCUAAAACUGGAGUCAGACCCCAAAAAUGGAGAGAGUGUUAACCACCAUCCACGUAAGACCAGCAAUCCAGUGAAACUGUCAGAAGACAUCAGUAAUGAGACUUUGCAGCUUGAGUCAGAUGAUUUUGUUAUCUGUCAAAAGCCCAUGGAACUUCUUGGUGAAAAAAGCAAACAGUCUGGAAUAGCUGUUACACUGGAGUCAACAGGAUUAGCUGAUGAAAAAAUAAAAUAUUUCCACGUUCAGCACCUGCUCUAUAGACGUUUUGCUCCUGAUAUUUCAUCCUGUGUCUUGUCGGAUGACAUUAAGUUGCAUUCACUUCAGCUGCUGCCCAUUUACCAAACAGGGUCUCUUACUUCUGAGAGAAAACAUUCAUCUCAGGAGAAAGAGUUGCUGAGCCUCUUUUGUUUUUUCUCAUUACCUCAUGUGGGCUAUCUGUACAUGGUUGUCAAAUCUGUUGAAUUAAUGUCAGUCUACCAGUAUCCUGAGAAGUCUCAGCAGGCGGUGCUCACACCACAAUUUUUGCAUGUCAUCACAAGUAACAACCUGCAGUGUUACACAGUGCGGUGCAGUGCGGCAGCCGCUCGGGAGGAGGACCCGUAUGUGGACACCACCCUGAAGGCUUGCCCACCUGUCAGUAUGGAUGUCUGUGCUUUAAGAAUACAGCUUUUCAUAGGCUUGAAAGCCAUCUGUCACUUUAAAAACCACAUUAUACUUCUGACCAAGGCAGACCCUGAAACAAUUCCAGAGAGAAGAGAGUCACCCAAGAGGCUUCUUUCUAGAAAAGGUACCAGUGUUAAUCUCAAAACACCUCCUGUAGCUGAGGCUGGGUGGAAUUUGUAUAUUGUGAAUACGAUCUCACCAGUGCAACUGUACAAAGAAAUGGUAGACUACAGUAACGCCUACAAGACUGCAAAAACGCAGAGCUGCAUCCACCUUCUCAGCGAGGCUCACCUGUUAGUGAGAGCUGCCCUGAUGGAUGCCAGUCAGCUGGAACCUGGAGAAAAAGCCGAGCUUUUAGAAGCAUUUAAAGAAAGCUGUGGGCACCUUGGAGACUGCUACAGCAGGCUUGACACCCAGUAUUCCCACCUCGCCUUGCCAUACUAUAAGAUGUCUGGUUUGUCUAUGGCUGAAGUUUUGGCCCGAGUGGACUGGGCAUUAGAGGAUGGAGCGCAGAAAUACGAGAGGGGAUUAAUCUUUUACGUUAAUCAUUCACUUUAUGAAAACCUGGAUGAAGAAUUAAGUGAAGAAUUGGCAGCAAAAGUGGUUCAGAUGUUUUAUGUCGCUGAGCCGAAGCAACUGCCCCAUAUUCUCUGUAGUCCUUCUAUGAAGAAUAUUGAUCCUUUAACUGCCAUAAGCUAUUUAAGGAAGCUGGAUACUUCUGGAUUUUCAUCAGUCUUAGUGACAUUGACCAAGGCAGCAGUGGCUUUGAAAAUGAGAGAUCUUGACAUGCACAGAAAUGAAAUGAAAAGCCAUUCAGAGAUGAAGUUGGUAUGUGGCUUCAUUCUGGAACCUCGGCUGUUGAUUCAACAGAGGAAAGGACAGAUUGUUCCAACUGAAUUUGCAGUUCAGUUGAAGGAGACUCAGCCUGGAUUGCUUGUGGCUUCAGUCCUUGGCUUACAGAAGAACAACAAAAUUGGAAUUGAAGAAGCAGAUUCCUUCUUUAAGGUGCUUUGUGGUAAAGAUGAAGAUACGAUUCCUCAGCUCUUAGUAGACUUUUGGGAAGCUCAGCUGGUAGCGUGUCUCCCAGAUGUGGUACUUCAGGAACUCUUUUUCAAGCUCACAUCACAGUACAUCUGGAGAUUAUCUAAGAGGCAGCCACCUGACACCACACCAUUGAGAACAUCAGAGGAUCUGGUAAGAUCUCUCAUAUGUGGUCCUUCAUUUGACAUAGCUUCCAUUAUUCCAUUCUUGGAGCCACUCUCAGAAGACACUGUUGCUGGCCUCAGCGUCCAUGUUCUGUGUCGUACGCGUUUGGAAGAGUAUGAACGGUGCAUAGACAGGCUGUUAGAGAGAUGCCCGGAGGCAGUCAUCCCAUAUGCUAAUCAUGAACUGAAAGAAGAGAAUCGGACUUUGUGGUGGAAAAAGCUGCUGCCUGAACUUUGUCAGAGAAUAAAAUGUGGUGGAGAGAAAUACCAACUUUACUUAUCAUCACUAAAAGAAACACUGUCAGUUGUUGCUGUGGAACUACAACUAAGGGAUUUCUUAAAUGUCCUCCCAGAAGAUGGCACUGCAGCAUUUUUCUUGCCAUAUCUUCUUUACUGCAGUCGAAAGAAAUCAUUGACUUAAAGGUAUCAUUUGAAAUAUACCACAUAUGAGACUGAAUUUUUCAAAACUGAAUGCCAGAUAAAAAUAUAUAUAUAAAGGAUUUUUAUAUUGAACGUGUACAUAUAUUGCAAAUGCUUUCGGGCUGCUUACCUCAGUGAUAUUAUUAGUUUCAUAAUUUAUGACCUGAGUCCAUUUAAUUGUCCAGAAUGUAAAAAAGCUACAAGAUAUAGGAGUUUCCUCAAAGAAGGCAUAUAUUUUUAAAGGUAGAGACUGACUUCUAUUCCAAGGAACAUCAAUUUACUGUUGUUGGAGACAUGACAAUCUUUUUCAUCCCGGGAACACAAACAAUUUGUAAGUAUGCUCGAAAGAAUGUCAUUCCAAGUGGUCCACAAUUUAACUUUCUUGAUUUUUCUACUGGGUCCCUUUUAAAAACAGUUAUUUUCUUUGAGAAAGAUGUUAAUGUUUUCCCACAGUAAAAGAUUUCAAACUCUAUUUUCUUGUUACUUUUAAAAUACAUGCUAAGUUUCUCUCUGAAUCAAAUGAAAUUGAAGUUUACAAAGCUGACUUUCUUCUUGUCUGGCUAUUAACGUGAUUUGUUGAGUGCAUGUUUUUCAGCCAAAGCCUUGUUUCCAUUUUUUGUUGAUGUGGACUCUUGCUCUUUUAGCCAGAGUGUAUGUGAAAAUAAAGAAAUAUAAAGAA